GGUGAGUAGUGAAAAGAACCGACCCGGAAGCGAAACGGAGGGAACUUCCGUUCUUUGUUCUGUCCACCGUGUGUGGGUCUGUGACAGGGACCAACGGGGCCUGGUCGGUGUCCGGCCCCCCAAAUCUCCCGUCCCUGCCCCCAGGUCAUACAGCAUUGGCAUCAACUCAAGUCAGAACUCCCAGGAACUUGAACAGACGCUGCCAAAUUCCCAGUAAUUGCUACUCUGGCCUUUUCGAGACUAACUCCAAAGAAGGAAGGAAAGAAUCCGGCGGUGCUUCCUCAUUGUCACUCAAACCCUGCUUCCUGCUGACUUUGCAAACAGGAGACCAGAGAUACGAGCUUCUAGCCCUACCCAUGGAAACGCAGGCUGACCGUGCAUCUCAGGAACCUCAGGCCCUGCUUGAGAGUGCUCUUCCUUCCUCCAAAGUUCCUGCAUUUUCCGACAAGGACAGUCUGGGGGAUGAGAUGUUGGCAGCUGCACUGCUGAAGGCCAAGGCCCAGGAGUUGGUGACCUUUGAGGACGUGGCUGUGUACUUCAUUCGGAAGGAGUGGAAGCGUCUGGAGCCUGCUCAGAGGGACCUCUACAGGGAUGUGAUGCUGGAGAACUACGGGAACGUGUUCUCGCUGGAUGGUGAGACCAGAACUGAGCAUGAUCAACACAUUUCUGAAGAUACAGGGUCACACGGGGUGCUAUUGGGAAGAUUCCAAAAGGAUAUUUCUCAGGGUCUUAAGUUUGAAGAAGCCUAUGAACAAGAAGUCGGUCUGAAGAGGCAGCUGGGGAACUCCUCUGGAGAGAGACUGAAGAGGAAGAUACAGGAUUUGGGUCAAGUGACAGCUGAGGAAAAACGAACCCCCACGGGAGAGAGAAGUGAGAAAUACCGUGAUCUGGGGAACAGCUUUGCUGUGAGUCCCAGCCUUCUGUCCCAUCAGAGACUUCCUGUGGGUGACAGACCCCAUAAGUGUGAUGAAUGUAGCAAGAGCUUUAAUCGAACUUCAGACCUUAUUCAGCAUCAGAGGAUCCACACCGGGGAGAAGCCCUAUGAAUGUAGUGAGUGCGGGAAGGCCUUCAGCCAGAGCUCACAUCUUAUCCAGCAUCAGAGGAUCCACACGGGGGAGAAGCCCUACGAAUGCAGUGACUGUGGGAAGACCUUCAGCUGCAGCUCUGCUCUCAUUCUCCAUCGGCGGAUCCACACCGGGGAGAAGCCCUAUGAAUGUAACGAGUGUGGGAAAACCUUCAGCUGGAGCUCCACCCUUACUCAUCACCAGAGAAUCCACACUGGAGAGAAGCCGUACGCUUGUAAUGAAUGUGGCAAGGCCUUCAGUAGGAGCUCCACCCUUAUUCAUCACCAGAGAAUCCACACUGGAGAGAAGCCCUAUGAAUGUAACGAGUGUGGGAAGGCCUUCAGCCAGAGCUCACACCUCUAUCAGCACCAGAGGAUCCACACUGGAGAGAAGCCCUAUGAAUGUAUGGAAUGUGGAGGGAAGUUUACUUACAGCUCAGGCCUUAUUCAGCAUCAAAGAAUCCACACAGGGGAGAACCCCUAUGAAUGUAGUGAGUGUGGGAAAGCCUUUAGGUACAGCUCAGCUCUUGUUCGCCAUCAGAGAAUUCACACUGGGGAGAAGCCUUUGAAUGUAAUGGGAAUGAGCAAAAGUUCUCUCCGGGUCACUGCUGCGUUAAAUAUCAGGGAGUCGACGUGAAAGAGAGCCGCUCACCUGUUCUCCUCACUUCCUCUGAGUCUCAAGAGCGUCUGCCUUACUCUACAAGUACGAACAACUUAGGAUGUGUCCCUUCACUUUAGAGAAUGGGGCAGACUGGGCAGGCCAUCCUGGCACAGUGGUUAACAACCGAGUCAGUGUCCCCAGGAAUGACCUCAGCCCUGAAAGAUUAGGCCACUAGUAGAGGGAAGCUCUGGGACCAGUCUUCUUCCGUUUUGGAAGGCAGUUUGCACUAGACCAUGUUUCUCACACCAGAGGAGCCUUUCUUUCCAAGGUGGGGUUGGAAGCACGUAGGAAUAAAAUUCCAAGGAGUCCUCUAGUUGGGAGUCAGUAUAGUCAGCAGAGAAGAACGUGGAAAGAAUGUUCUGGGUCGUGUUACUGGCUAGCAGGGGAGAUGGAGGCUGUAUUUCAAAGCCACUGCUUCUAAUCCAGCUUUCAGUUCUGAUGAAGAAUGUGCUGUUUUGUUCUAUGACUUCGUUCAUUAGGGAAACGGGUGCUGAGGGAUGUUACUUUGUCGGGCGGGGGAAGGACCCUAAGGUUUUCUGCAGUGACUGUAUCCUUUAGGGCUCCUGGAGCAGCAUAAGCCAGUUUCCAGGAGCAGCCUGGCAGUUUUGUGGGAGAACUCGCUCUUCCCUGCUGUGAUAGGACUAACUGGGAAUCCAGCUAAUCACUGGGUCUAACAUGAGGGAAAGGAGCAAAAGCUUUUAGCAUCAACCUGUUCCUUUCCUCCUCUCUCCUGCCACUUCUGUGACAGAAAGUGAUUUAAUCUAAACCCCUAGUUACUAAGGAUGCUUUUAAGGAGCUCGCUUAGCCAGCUUCCUGUGCCCUCUGUCACCUAUAACCUGUGACCUCUGGCCCUGGCAGCUGGACCCCUCCUGAUGCCACCUCUGACUUCGGCAGCCAAGAAUGAAUGCAAAGCACAGAGACCAGAGGAGGACAACUCGGCCUGAGCCUGGCCACGGGGCCUCUCGCCGGGUUAGAGGAGCUCCCGGGGCUUCCCAACUGAAGGGAUGACCUGCGGUUACACUUGCCCAUCGUGCUCCUCCUGUAGCAUACAUGAAGUGCACUAUUAAACAGAAUAGUUUUCAGAAGGACAGAUUGAGUGUGUUUUUGGGCAGGGGCCAAAUUUAUUUCAGUUUAAACAAGAAACAUUAGUGACUGUAAAUGGAAUCUUUAAGAAAUUAAAGCUUUGUACAGACAACCAUUUCCCCUUUAGGCUCAAACAUGUGACCUCCCUCCCUCAAGACUCCAUCAUUUCCUCUGCGUUGCCUCUGACUCUCAGGCAUUUACCAGUCGCUCCCCUAUCCAUUAGGGUCUUAUUGAUGCGUAUUGUUUUGUGUGAUACGAUACUUAACACCAGCUGCCAAAACUAGGAAGGUGUUGCUAAGUAUGGGGUCCUUGAUAAGAGUGUACUUGGGUGUCAGGUACCGAUGGGCCUGUUGAGAUGUCUUGGUUUGGCUGUGGGGAGGUUACGGUCAUGGAGAAGGCGGAGAUGAAAGAGAUGAGGACGUGUCUGGAACUCUGGCCUCUGAAAAUUUUUGGAUCGUGUAUUUUGACCACGUAAAGUUUUUAAUUUCAUAAAACUAAUGAAACUC
Vicugna pacos (alpaca) is the source of this 3313-nucleotide messenger RNA. It is a transcript of the gene ZNF3, whose product is annotated as zinc finger protein 3. NCBI's taxonomy places the organism in Eukaryota, Metazoa, Chordata, Mammalia, Artiodactyla, Camelidae. The record is from RefSeq and is a predicted model, not a curated record. Gene Ontology annotation, molecular function: DNA-binding transcription factor activity; RNA polymerase II cis-regulatory region sequence-specific DNA binding. Gene Ontology annotation, biological process: regulation of transcription by RNA polymerase II.